AUGCCUCAUCCAAACCAGGGUUCUCCCCCGGCUGGCUGCUUUGCCCUUGCAGUCGUUUUCAAGCAGGGAGACCAAACGAGAGCCGGAGAUGUAGGACAAGGAGUAUGGAUGCCCGCUGAGUUUUGCAAUUGCUGUCUCUCACCGGCAUACGCCCUUGUACACCAACUCCCAAUUGGCGCACGGGAACUGAUAGACAUCAUCUUUGCCGCCGCUGCUUCCUCUCUCAAGGACCCACACAUCUCCCUCUCGCCCUUUGACCACAAUCCAAAUGUACUGCGGUGGUCAGCAACUCGUAGAUGUAGGAAUCUUCCAUCGAUGCAAUCUGUUCUAGUUGAAUCACCCAAUGUCAUCAAAACUGUUUAUUCCCAACCGACCGGCAGCCUCAUGCCCCUUCAAACUCCGCUGCCAGUCUCAGGGUCUGGCGGCGGCGGCGGUGGGUUGCGGAACACAGACGCCUGCUUUCCCUUUCCCUUGGACCAUCUGGGAAUCUCGGCAAGUCGCUGCUCAUCGCUGUUAACCGGGCCUGAAAUGGCCAACUUCAGUGCCAGCUCCGGUAAAAGCGGCCCCGCUCGCUGCCUGAUCGGGGAGGUGGUCCGUGCGGGCACCCCCGGACGAUACGACGACGAUACAUACAUACAUACAUACGGCCUAAAGCAGCACCGGAAGAUGUGA
This is a messenger RNA of Paracoccidioides lutzii Pb01, 672 nucleotides long. RefSeq lists its product as hypothetical. The transcript is spliced from 2 exons. The record is from RefSeq and is a predicted model, not a curated record. The coding region runs from base 1 to 672 and encodes 223 amino acids.